Molecule: messenger RNA, 1594 nt
Organism: Physcomitrium patens
Lineage: Eukaryota; Viridiplantae; Streptophyta; Bryopsida; Funariales; Funariaceae
Biological process (GO): response to auxin
Source: RefSeq, a predicted model, not a curated record
CCCUUCACUCUCCAUCGCCGUCGCCCACCGCAUUCACUCCCUCCCUUAUCUCGCCCCCUCUCUUCGCUGCCUUCCUCCCCUUCUCUUCUCUUCCGAGCGCGACGGUCGUUUUCGGUGUUCAAUUUUGCCUUGACACUGCAUUGACUUGACACUGCAUUGAAUUUGCAGCGAUUGCCGCGACAGAUUGUGGAGUUAUCAUGAAAGGCUUGACGAUGCGUCGGGUCUUGAAGAGGUUGGACAGCAUUCGGUCGUGCAAAUGUCCUGUCAACGGUGAUAGUGAUAAGGAGGAGUGUCCUCUCACCGCCCCUCCGUCCGCUCCGCUUCUUGCAAAACGGUCGCGCCAACAGUCUAGUAGCAGCGAGGAUUCUGCUCGUCCCUCCACUGUAUUGAUUGCGAAGCGGACGCGUCAAAAACUUAGCGUCGAUUGUACUAUCCCGCGUGAUGAUACUAACAGCGCUCUCUCCUCCCUCCCACGUAACACCCUCGGGUGCGUAGGAAUUCGCAAGAGGCGAAAGGGCCUGGUAACUCUACUGGUUGGAAAGGAGCGGCAAGUCUUCAAGGUAGAGCCGCAGAUGCUAGAGCACCGACUAUUAGAGUGUCUACUGGCUCGCUCUAACUGCGGCGCCGAUACUCCUCACUCAGACUCGAACUAUGAAGCGUUGCGAGAUGAUCAGGAGAAUGUUAAGGAGAAUGUUCCCAUUAGUCAAAGCUUCUCGGGAAAGGAGAAUGCUAGGGAGAAUGCGCACAGGAAGGUGUGUCCAACCAGGAGUGGACCCAUACGCCUGGACUGUGACGCUAUUCUUUUCGAACACAUUUUGUGGUUGCUUAAUAACGAUGACCCAGCUAUCCGUCAACUAAACAUUGACGAGCUAAUGGAGUUCUACGAGUGAAUCAUCUCGCCAUGACCCCAUCGUGAACAGGUAUCGUACUCUGCCUGAGGGGGCUUUGAAAUCAAUCGUCUAUGAUGGUCAGCAGCUCAUUAACACUCUCAAUUACUUCACAUGCCCCUGAAGCUUGAAGGGUAGACUGUGAUCUCGUCCACUCUGAAAAGGCGAGAUAUCAUUCCAUACUGUGUAUAUGCAAGUAUCCGAUUUCGACAACCUGGUUCUCUUCGCUCACAGAGAAACACGGUAUACCAUGUUUGGCAUAUUGUGGGAUAUCCGUGGUGCAAUCUUUGACCAGAUUAAGAUACAGAAGCACAUCAUGUUAGGAAGAAGAUUGCCGCUAGCAAUCAUCUUGGGUUCACCACUGAGAGGCGGGGGGGCAGGCAUUCUAGCUGCCAUCCCCUGCAAAUGGUGAAAUAUAUCCCUGGCGAAGCUUAUGAGGUCUACAGACGAGGCUCUGCGGGACUGCUUCGUAGACGACAGGGUAAAUAUUUUUGUAGAUUUAGGUUGCCAGUGGUCGAUUACUUCACAGACUAGAAACUCCCUUGCGUGUUUGAGAGAAUCCAGUCGCGAAUUGAAUUCUAGGAUUGCUUUUCUGGGACGUCUCAUACGAUGAGAGCUUGAGUAGAGAUAGACUGGAGCCAAGCACAUGUACAUUAUUAAGCGGAGAUAAUGCUUUUAUUAUGGAACUUCUUGCUUGCACCUUGAAA